CUCGGUGUUUGCGCCGGUCUCCUCUGGACCGCCCAGGGCACCAUCAUGAUGUCCUACCCCACCGAGGACAUGAAAGGCCGUUAUAUCUCCUGGUUCUGGAUCAUUUUCAACCUCGGCGCCGUCAUCGGCUCCCUGAUUCCCCUCGGUCAAAACAUCCACAAAGUCGCCGGCCCCGUAACCGACGGCACCUACGUCGGCUUCCUAGUGCUCACCUUGAUCGGCGCCAUCCUGGCCCUGAUGCUCUGCGACGUCGACAAAGUCCAGCGCGAAGACGGCAGCAAGGUGAUCAUGAUGAAGAACCCCUCCUGGAUCACCGAGUUCAAGGGCCUCUUUGAGACCAUCACCUCCGCCCCCUGGGUCGUCCUUUUGUUUCCCAUGUUCUUCGCCUCCAACACCUUCUACACCUACCAGUCCAACGACAUGAACGGCUCCCAGUUCAACACGCGCACCAAAGCGCUCAACAACACGCUCUACUGGCUCGCGCAAAUCUUUGGCGCCGUCAUUGUUGGUUAUGCCCUGGAUUUCGCGGGCGCGAGACGCUCGGUUCGCGCCAAGGGCAGUUUUGUUAUGCUGAUUGUCCUGACCAUGGCUAUUUGGGGCGGCGGGUACGCGUGGCAGAAGGAUCAGCCGACGAGGGAGGAGACGGCUGAGAAGGACUUUGUGACGGUCGAUUGGACGGAUGGUGGGAAGAAGUAUGUUGGCCCGAUGUUUUUGUACAUGUUUUAUGGGUUUUAUGAUGCCGCUUGGCAGACUUGCAUUUAUUGGUACAUGGGCGCUCUCUCCAACUCCGGCCGCAAGGCCGCCAACCUCGCUGGUUUCUACAAGGGCAUUCAGAGCGCUGGCGCUGCUGUGUUCUGGCGCUUGGACGGCUUGAAGAAGCCUUUUGAUACCAUGUUUGGUGCUACUUGGGGUCUCCUAGGCGGCGCCCUCCUCAUCGCCGCUCCCGUCAUCUGGAUGAAGAUCCAGGAUACCGUUCCCCUCGAACAAGAUCUUAAGUUCAGCGACGAGACCGUUGCAGAUGUUGCGGGAGCCCAGGGGGUUGCUGGUCAGGCCCAACCCGAGGCGGUGGGUGCUAAGGAGACGGCUAAGGAGGUCGUUUGAGCUUGGUUCUCGACGAUCUUUCUUGCUUGGAGUUGUUGCUCAUGUGCGGGUAACGGAACGCACCAAAUAUGGGAUUUGUUUGAGUAAUGUUGGAAUGAAAUAUACGAGAAGGUAAUGCAGAAAUGGGGUGGAUGGGUGGAUAAUCUGGUCGAACUUGUCGGAGCUCAGGGGAUUGCUGUUUAUGGAUUAUAUGAUACCACGACGGACGGACGGAUGAUACAACUGACGCCGUACAUAACUUUCUUAUAGUAAUGUAGUGAUGACUGUAACUUUCUUGGUGUCAU
This is a messenger RNA of Neurospora tetraspora, 1385 nucleotides long. RefSeq lists its product as uncharacterized. The transcript has 3 exons. The record is from RefSeq and is a predicted model, not a curated record. The coding region runs from base 46 to 1101 and encodes 351 amino acids. Lineage: Eukaryota; Fungi; Ascomycota; Sordariomycetes; Sordariales; Sordariaceae.